AUGCUAUCGCCACGUGCAAGCUCCCAGAGCUUUGCUGCAAGGGUCAUAACCUCCGUCAAAGACGAAGGCAACUACGAAGAAAUGUCGGACGAACAGCUACGAAUGACUUUGGAAGAAGCGAUGCGUACAAGUAGAACAUUGACCCUAGAGAACGAAGUAUUCGAGCAUUACCUACGUCGCCGAUAUCCGCUGUACUUACAAAAAUUGCCGCAGAUAACCGAAUCAGCACGGCAAGCACAAAGAAUCGCCGGCUUGCGCGUGUCACUGCUACGAAGUAGCCGAGUCAGUUCCACGGCCAGCUUCGCCAGCAGCAUGGUUCCGGAAGUCAUCGUUCGUCUUUCGGCGUGUCGGUAUCAUUACCCAAGCAGAGCACCAAGGGGCCCAAGUAAGCGCGGACAAAGCCCAAGAAGCACCGUUGAGUCUAAACGAGUUGCCUUCUACACAAUUAUAAGAGCGUUGCAAUUAUGCUCGAGCUCAAAAAUAUUUAGGAUUACAGUGAGGCAUCGUAUCGAAUUGAUUGACAAAGAGGUCGAAGACAUGAAAAAACAGUUCAAGAAAUUCGAAAGAGAUUUGACGAGAAAGAAGGAAGACAUAAAAACGCAACUGGAGGUAAUGAAGUGUCGGAUGACGGAAAGCAAGGAGGCCGUUGCACAAUUUGAGACUGAGGUACUAGGUCAUGUCGAUCCAGUAACGAACAAAGUUCCUGCAGAAAAACUUGUAAGGUUCAUGGAAGAGCAGUUAAAAAUAGCCGGGGCUAUAAUUGACAAGUGUAACUUGGGAAUAGUCACCAGUAAUCGCUUAAUUAGGGAAACUAGAAAACAUAUUGCACGGAGAGUAGACGUUGGUAACACACUGCGUCCUGUAGAUUUCGAACAAUUGUCUAUUGAAAAUGACUAUCUCAUUGAGGAGAACGAGAAAAAUAGUAUUAUUCUGAGGGCUUUAAAGCGAAUCAAUGGUCAUUUCAAUCUCAUGUCAAAGUAUCGCAAACAAAAUCUAAUCGAGCGAAAGUUACAAUUGCAGUCGAUCGAGAAAGAAUUGAUAGUGAAACAGCGUGAAAAUUUUGACCUGCAUCGCACCCAAAUAAGAACAGGCCUAGAACUGGAAAAAGCGCUGGCUCAGUUCAACAAUAUUAAGGAGCUUCAGGAAGAAUACGAAAUACCGGAUGUCCUCGACUUCCUCGAGACUCAAAGACAAUUGCAGGAAGCAAGAAAAAACAUCAAAAGAUUAAGCCGGCAGCGAAAACUUCAAGUAUUACAGUUGAAACGUUGCAGAAUGUUUAAUUCGCCAAAAUAGUAAAAUUGUCCUUCUACUUUUCCUUACAAGA
Phymastichus coffea is the source of this 1324-nucleotide messenger RNA. RefSeq lists its product as uncharacterized. Gene Ontology annotation, cellular component: axoneme; ciliary basal body. The record is from RefSeq and is a predicted model, not a curated record. NCBI's taxonomy places the organism in Eukaryota, Metazoa, Arthropoda, Insecta, Hymenoptera, Eulophidae. Bases 1 to 1293 code for a protein of 430 amino acids. The transcript has 6 exons. Gene Ontology annotation, biological process: cilium assembly.